Molecule: messenger RNA, 6420 nt
Organism: Onychostoma macrolepis
Lineage: Eukaryota; Metazoa; Chordata; Actinopteri; Cypriniformes; Cyprinidae
Gene: c1qtnf12
Product: C1q and TNF related 12
Exons: 9
Coding region: 4483-5439 (318 amino acids)
Molecular function (GO): hormone activity
Source: RefSeq, a predicted model, not a curated record
GAACACAAAGCAAUUUUUUCAAAUGCAUAAUUUGCAUAUAUUAGUCCCGCUGAUAAUUGUAUUGCAUAAACAUAGCAUAAAAAGGCUCAUGUUGUGUGGUUUAUAAACAAUCCCACUUGAAUCCCACUAAGUGCUACUGUCAAACCCCACCCAGAGUGCAUUAUGUUAAUAAAUAUUUUCAAAUGAACCACUGUAGUCUCCAAUAGACGACAAACAGAAACUUAAAUUCACAUUUGCCAGUCAGCUAGAUACAUCUACAACAAAUGCACCACUGAGGCUUGACAGAGCUCUUAAAUAAUUCAGAGCACUGGAAUGAAAUGUAUGUUUUCGUCAGUAAAUACGGCGCCUAUCAACAUCAAAAUGACCAAAUGCUCAGCCGCCCCUCUCCAGAGAUGGCACACGUUGCAAAGAAAGAGAAAAUCUGUUUUAAAUGAGACUGCUGGCCACGGCUGGUAUAUGUUAUAUAAUCUCAGAGGGCGGGAAAGCCCACACAUUUCAGCUGUACCUUCGGAGCAAAACAUACACACACUCUAACGCACUCACACACGGCUUCUGCCAUUUCAUCACAGGAGAGUCUGGCAGAAACAAGACCAAGAAAUAAGAGCUAUGUUUUGUAACACGACAUCUGUAGCGGGCUUUGUUGUGCAUUACCGAGGGGCUCCUUGCAUAUUUUUGCUUGCAAAUAUCUGCAUGUAAGUGAAACAUGAUUUUGUUCAGACAUGCCUGUUGAGAUUCCCAAGAAGAAAAAAAAAACUCUCGCAGCAUGAAAGUGCGCCAUGCAAUGAUUAGAAUCUGUUUUUUAUUGCUAUGGUGAUGUAACUUCAGUACUACUAAUGAAUUUUUUAAUUUUUUCUCAGCUAAAGGAAUUGACUGUGAUGAUGAGCAGGGGCUGAUCCCAGGCAUCUUUUCCCCCUCUCGUUCCCUAUGGGAGCUUAUGUAGCCAUAGGAAUCAUCUUAUGUAACAUACGAGCAGCAUGUACAGCAGAGGGAGGAUGAGAGAAAAUGGCCUCCUUCGUCAUCAUUUACUCUGUGCUGUAUUUGCCCAUCUGUACACUCGCUGAUAACGCCCUGCUUAACAAAAAGACUCAGGAAAUGGAGUACAAGGAAAAUGUAUCCAUCAAUUCAAAUGCACUUUUUUGAAAACAUUUUUCACAUGAGGAUGGAGCGAUACUGCCGAGCAUUUAGAGCGGACUGGAAAGGGUGUUUUGUUAAGAACCGUCAAAGGUUCUGCUAGAAGCUUUUAAGUGGUCAGGGUUUCUAGCUAUUACACUUCUGCUCAGACCUAAUCUAAUGAGAUAGUGUGUGUGUGUGUGUGCUUUUUGAUCAAUUUACCAAAAAAACAGUUUAACUGCUGAAUAAAAGAAACCUUAUAAUUUCAUCCUCAGUGAAUUGUCAUCUAUUUUCCUAGAUUAUAAAGAUCUCCAAGGUGAAUUAAAUGGCAAGCACGGAUUUGAGUUUCAAGGGAUUGUGUGUAACUGGAGUCUAAGGAAUCUGUUAAGAAAACAACAACAAGGUCUUAUUAUUUUUUUCUCAGUUGUGUUGCAUCUAAUAGGUGAAGAUCAGAAAACACUGGUAUAACGGCAGCAAUGUUUUCCUAGACAAAAUGUCUUAGAUUUGCUCAAACCAGUUUUACACAUAUCGUAUUAUCAAUACAUAUGGAAGCUAUUUUUCAGGCAUUCAGAUUGCUGUCUGAGCACUAAUCUAAACACAAUUCUAAUGCAUUCAAGUAUCUCAAAAUCUGAUUUAAAAAAUAAUCCUUAGAAUGAAAAUUCACUGAGCUCUUGAAGCACAUAUACAGUGACUUAAUAGUGAUCAACACACCUGAUAUAUUUUUUUAAUUUGAUGAUUUUCAGAUUAUCUGCUACUCGAGUGCAUAUUUUGUGUUUUCAAAUAUUUAAUAUAUAACUGCAAUUUUCUGUAGGUCUCAUUUGCUGUAUAUAUUGGCUUUAUAUCGGCAGUCUGUCAGCCUUAUCUCUACAUAUCAGCCUCAGUAUCAGUUGCUGAAAAACAUCCAUACUGGAUUACCUUUAUAUUUAAACUAAGAAUUGCUUUUAUUGCCUUUAUUUAUGAAUUACAUUUUGAUGUUAUGAUGUACAUUAAACUAAACCACAGCUGGAUACCGAUGGAUAUUCAGCUAAUGACAAAAUGAGACAUAACUGUCUACAUUAAUACAUUUCUAAAAUCGAAUCCUUGCUUGAUUUGAAUACCACUUUAAUCAACAUUUAAUCUAAUUCCACAAGCUUCUAUAGCAAAGACAUACAAAACUUUACAUGAACAUUGCAAACAUUCUUAGCAUUUGGUAUCUGGUUUAGGGGUCAAUGACGUGACUUGUACAGAUCUAUUAAAUUACUCAAAAACACUUUAAGAAAUGCAGUUCAUACAGAAAUGACUUGCAUAUGGCUUCUAUAAUAUUUUCAGAUGCUGAAUUAACAUUAUUUUGAUAUUUUCUGGUCUAAAAUGUCUACAUAGUUUAGCUGUCUGGAGAAAUUAAAAAAGAAAAUAAUUUUAUUAAAAGGAUUCAAUUCUUGAAAAAAGAAUUGGUAGUAAAAGCAAUAGUAAAUAAAUAUUUGUUAUUGUUUCUUCAAAAUAAUAUUUGAAAAACUGCUGACAGACAAAUCAAAGUCAGUGUGGCAUAACAACAAGCAGGAAGCCAUUUUGUUGUCAUGUCACGGUACAGAGGACCCUUUUAGACCCUGACAAGUGUGAAUUAUAGCCAUUUAGUUUGUUAAAAAACACAUUAUAUAUGUAUUUUUAUAUUUAUAUAUUUUUGACCUUUUUAAGCAUUUUUAAAAAAUAUUUAUGACUCAAAAAUUCAUUAUAUUUUUACCUUGAAAAACACUGAAAAUGUUUUUGAACAGAGUACACUCACGUUACGUGAAAAGAAACUAUUUCAGUGCUUUUUACUGGGUUGCACCACUUGAUAGUUUCAGAGUUACUGAGUCUGAAUAUUUGCAUAAAAUGAUUUUCAAAACAUCAUAAAUACAAAGUUUAUGUCUUAGAAGCUAAUCAGCACAUAUGUUUUAAACUAUACUGGUAAACUGAUUUAACCUUUUAAUAUUAUUGUCUCACACACAUAUAUUCACAACCAAAACACCAUCAUUUCUGAGAGCCUUUGGUGUUACAGCCACAAACAAAAAAGUCACACUGCACACUUUAUGCCAGCGAGUACAAACGGAGUUCAAGCGGUCUUCAAGGAAAUUGUGCAGACUAGGCUUGGCUAUUUUCCCAACAUUAUGGCUGCUCGUAAUUCACUAAUCCAGAGAUCGUAAACAUCUGAAAUAAUACCCGAAUUGACAUCAGUGAAGUACGGUCAUAGUAGAACGACCGGUGUUUAUAUCGUUUUUGCGUCAGAUCUAUAAUAAGCGCACAGCUCUGCGCAUAUUUACAAGAGUCACGAUAAACACUGGUACGAACUGCGCGUCAAAACAGUGAGCAGAUAGACUCGCCCGCCAGGUAGUAAGGGGUUACAAAAUGGUUACUAUGUAAUUUUCCGCAUAACACCGUGGCCUUUCCUCGGUAAACGUCUAGAUAAGGCCUUCAUUAACCGUUAAGGUUUGCGCGUGUAACCGUAGCGUCGCGCGGCAGAUGGAGGGCGUGUGCUGAGGGGUGUGUUGUGCAUUCCAGCGCGGCACCUUGCGCUCUCCAUUAGGCCGAUGUUUUUCUACAUUUCAACUCGAUGUUUUGUGUAGUUUAACGUCGGUAGGAGUGUGAGAUGUGCUAGUGUAGAACUGGGCUGAUACAUUUGGGUGCGAUCGUCCCGUCAAGUGCUUCUCUGCUUUGAAGUUGGCCGUGGGGGACUGAUUUUUCCCUGCAAGGAGAAAAAAAGCAGGAGAAGGCCAAAGGCUAAGAAAACUGGAGUGUUUCCAACUUCCAAUUCCCUCAGGACGUUUUUUUUUCCCACCUCGGCUUCAAGAAGGAACCACAUGUGAAGACUGAUGGGGCAAGAGCUCAGCAUUGCUUACCAGAGAAUCGGUUCAGAUGCAUCACCACAAAGACUCCACAUCCCAGUAGGAGCGAGACGGAGGUAAAGAACCAGAGAGAAAGUGAGAGGGAAUCUGAGUAAUUUCCAUCCACUCCCCCCUUCCCACAUUGGGACCUUCUUCAGUUGCCCUCUGCUACCCCCCGUGGGGCAGGAAGCGUGAAAAAUCUCACUAAUGGGUUUAUUUGCUGUCAGCUCAGCGACGACCUGUCAUUUCCCAGGACCACUCCACACUUGACACAUUUCAUAGUCGAGUAAGCUUUGCUUUGUUUUUGCCUAAAGAGCGCUUGCUUCACACUGUUGGCUGUUGAGAAGAUCAAGACCAGGCUGAGGUAUCAGGUGGAGCGGACAAGUCCCUUAAUCACUUUGGCUGCCUAUUACAGUAUUUUUCUUCCAGUGAGGUCAAGCGUGUGGGACGUCUCGCUGUUCUUUUGUUUUUCCCCAAGUCGAGAACAUCCUUUGCUUUCUGAACAUACUACGGUCUCCUGGCUGGUGGGCUGAAGAUGCGUCUCUGGCUGCUAGCUGUGGUGACGGCAGUGCUCUGGAGCCAGUGCAUCCUUCUAGGGUGGGCUGAGGCCAGGAAGAUGCGUAAGAGGCCGAAGGAGCUUGCUCCGCAGCACACCGAAGCAUUCAACACCACUCUUUCCAACAGCGAGGAGCUGGAUGGCAGUACGAAGCAGGUCAGUGAGAACCAGAGAGUGGACCCUCUUGGAUCAUGGAUGGAUUUUGUGAAGAGACCUGUGGGCAACUUUCCCGGAAAAUGCCGAAAGCGAAAACGACCACUGCCUGGUCCCCCGGGCCCUCCUGGACCUCCAGGGCCUCAGGGACCCCCAGGAUCCCCUGGGGCAGAGGUCACUCAAGAGGUCCUGCUGCGAGAGUUCAAAGAAAUGAUCAAAGAGGCCACAGAGAGGCGAGCAGCAGUGGACAGGCCCAACGAACCCAGUCAGCUGCCCACGGCUCUGAUAACCCUAGAGAGUAUGACCUCCUACAGGAGAAUCGAGGAAGCCUUCCACUGCAAACUCAAAGGCCCUGUCGUUGUGGACAAAAAGACUCUGGCUGAACUGCAGAACUUUCAGACACCUCCUGCCAAAGGUGCCUUCCUCAGAGGGACGGGGAUGGAUCAGUCCACUGGCCGAUUUACAGCUCCUGUAACUGGAAUUUAUCAGUUCUCUGCCAACGUUCAUAUUGACCACACUGAGGUGAAGAAAAGUAAGAACCAGCUGAGAGCCAGAGACAAUGUCCGAGUUUUGAUCUGCAUUGAAUCACUCUGCCACAGAUAUACAUCCUUGGAAAUGAUUGUUGGCCUUGAGAGUAACAGCAAGAUAUUUACAGUAUCUGUCCAUGGACUGCUGGAACUUCAGGCCGGGCAGUAUACCUCCAUAUUCGUGGACAAUGCAGCUGGAGCAUCGAUCACAAUACAGAAUGGUUCAGAUUUCAUGGGCAUGUUGUUGGGGGUAUAACCUUGUUUUACAGCCAGACUAUAUCUGGCAGGCCACAUAAGACUGCAUAGCUCCUCUUUGGACUAUCAUCCAGCACCAUAUAUCCUCAUGAGACAAUAUGUGACUGCUACAAAGCUCUCGGCUUGCUCAUGGACGAGACAUGGACAUAUUAAAACCCACAAAGCAGAGACAGUUGGAUGCAAAACUGAAAGACUUUACUGAGGACAGUCGAUCCACAUCUGCCUCUCUCAUGUGCCGUCUACAAUGAGGCUUUUACCUCUUCAGAAAGAUCAGUUCUCACUGUUUCCACUCAACAUGUCCUAUUUUGUGAUUUAUAGAUGUAUACAAAGAGAUUUUUGUAUUUUGACAUUGUGUUGUUUUGCCCUUCCUCCUAAUUAAUAGUGUUUAUACAGAAUGUUUAUAUACACAGUUUGUUUUCUAUGGUGAGAGGUUUUAUACAAUACAAGAGCUAAACUAUUUUGAAUUUAUCUUGAAGGAAUAUUUCACCUCGAAAUGAAAAAUGUUUAAAAUUUCUCACCCUCAGGCCAUCCAAGAUGGGUUUCUUUUUCACUGAAACAGAUUUGUAGAAAUUUAGCAUUAUGUCACUUGCAAUGGAUCCUCUGCAGUGAAUGGGUGCCAUCAGAAUGAGAGUCCAAACAGCUGAUAAAACCUAAUCCAUCAUUAAAAUUGCUAAUGGUAAAUUUAUCAAAAUCUAAUUCAAUGAAGAAAAAACUCAUCUUGGAUGGCAAGAGAAAUUUCUACAUUUUCUCAUUUGUGUGUGAACUAUUCCUUUAAGGAUUUUGAGAUCUUUUGGAGGUGUCACACAAAAUGCUCACCUCCUCUUGUGCAUACAUGCCUGUAUUUUUAAAUAUAACAAGCUAGUUUUAUUUACUAUGCAGCUCAGAAAAGCAUGUUGUAGUGACUUGAUUAUUGAUAAAAGAACAGAUUUUCCAUUAUACUUGGCCAAAAGAAGGAAACAGCCAAAUACAAGAAAAGAAACGA